AUGGAUAUUCAUCCAGAUAAUACAUUGUCCAAAUUUACUAAUAAUUUAUCAUGUCCAAUAAAUCUUGAAGGAAAAUGGAAAGUUGGAAUACAAGAAAUAUUUUAUCCAACAACAUAUGAAAUCAAUACUAAAACUGUGAAGUUCAGCCUUUUCUAUGGUGGAACAUAUCGAUUGGGAAAAUUUGAGUUCACUUACUUUGAAAGUGAUGACAUCAACAAAAUAUUAAAAUGUAUAAAUGAUGUCUUCAAAUCAUCUGUUUCUGUAAUAAAUGCUGAUUAUCCACCUGAUUCUUCUACAAAAUGGUUCUAUAGAGAUAAAAGCAGCAAGUCUGAGUUACAGAUUUUCUCUAUACCACCAACUCAAACAGUGAUAGAAUCAAGUUAUGAAGUCGAAUAUCGACCUAACUCUAGUUUAGAUUCAUCGAAAUGUUAUGAAAUUGUUGUUCCUUCGAGUGAAGAUUUUACUGAUAUGGCUGCGUCAAUGUUGAGUCUAACUAUACGUGUACAAACUCAAAAUGGUUCAAAUAUACCAGAAACUAGUAAAAUAAUGCCCGUUACUAACUUCGGUAAUUCUUUAUUCGAACAAAUUGAUCUAUUUAUUGGCUCAGUUAACACUAUACAAGCUAAUAAUAUGUAUCAUUACCAGUCAUAUAUUGAAGACCUAUUAUUCAGACAACAUAACCCAUGUGACGCCGGUGGUGAAACGCAUGAGACAGUGUUGAAAAUGAAGUUCAGACAGUUUCCACUGAUCAAGUAUGAUAGUGUCGAUAAAGAUACUUAUCAAAUUAAGUUUGAAAGAUUAGCACUACAUAUAAAACGUGUGAAGCUAUUUGCUGAAGCCUCUAAAAGUAUCAUCUUAGCCCUUGAAAAGGGUCCUGCUAAAUAUUUUAUUACACGUAAUGACACACGAAACUUUUCAAUACCGGCUGGUCAAAUGAUUGCAUCAAUUGAUAAUAUGUAUUCUGGAAUAUUACCACGAAGGAUUUUUAUGGGAAUUACAAAAGAAACCGCUCAUUCCGGAGAUUUAAAUGAAGAUCCAUUCUCAUUCAAUGAUUUUGGUCUCAAUUACAUUGCAUUGAAUGUUGAUGGAAUGACAAUACCAAGUAUUCCAUACACCUAA
Messenger RNA from Panonychus citri (citrus red mite), 1119 nucleotides. RefSeq lists its product as uncharacterized. Bases 1 to 1119 code for a protein of 372 amino acids. The record is from RefSeq and is a predicted model, not a curated record. The transcript has 3 exons. NCBI's taxonomy places the organism in Eukaryota, Metazoa, Arthropoda, Arachnida, Trombidiformes, Tetranychidae.